AUAUAAAAGAAGAAUUGAAAUUGAAGAAAUAGAGAUAAAAGAAGAAAAAAAUUGUUUAUUUUCUAAUUUAGAGGAAACAUGUACUUGGAAUGUACAAGAAGAAGACUUUAAGAUGGAAAAUAAAGGGAGAAUGGCAGAGAAUAUGAAAGAAGAAAAAGUAUCCAUCAAGGAAGAAUUGUCUACUGUAGAAAAAACAUGUAUUAUAUAUGUACAAGAGGAUGAUGUUAAAAUCGAAAUUACAGAAACACAAGGUGAAAUUGUCAAAACUGCAGAAGAUCCUCUUCACUCUGAACCAAAGAGAUGCAAAAAGAGUAAACUGGGAAAACAAACAUAUGUUAAGAAACAUAUUAAAUAUAAACAUGAAGGAGUAAGAUAUCCAUGUGAUCAGUGUGAGUUCGCUGCCACCACAGUAGGUAAUCUUAAGAAACAUAUCAGAAAUAAACAUGAAGGAGUAAGAUAUCCAUGUGACCAGUGUGAGUUCGCUGCCACCACAGUAGGUAAUCUUAAGAAACAUAUCAGAAAUAAACAUGAAGAAGUAAGAUAUCCAUGCGACCAGUGUGAAUACUCUUCCACUUCGCCAGGUUAUCUCAGGAAUCAUAUUGAAAAUAAACAUGAAGGAGUAAAAUAUUCGUGUAGCAAGUGUGUCUUUGCUGCAAAUACAACAGGAGAUCUAAAGAAACAUAUUCUAAAUAAACAUGAAGGAGUUAGAUAUCCAUGUGACCAGUGUGAAUAUGCUGCCACUACAACAGGAGAUCUAAAGAAACAUAUUGAAUAUAAACAUGAGGGGCUGAGACACCCUUGUGAUCAGUGUGUAUACGCUGCUACUACAGCAAGUAAUCUGAAAAAACAUAUUAAAAUUAAACAUGAUGGAGUGAGAUAUCCCUGUGAUCAUUGUGAAUUCGCUGCUGUUACAGCAGGUCAUCUAAAGACACAUAUUGAAAGUAAACAUAAAGGAGUGAGAUGUCCUUGUGACCAAUGUAUGUAUGCUGCCACUAUAACAAGUGAUCUGAAACGGCAUAAAAAGAGGAAACAUAAUAAAAUAUCUAUGUGAUCAGUGUGAUUUCGCUCCCUCCUGCACAAUUAAUCUUAGGAAACUAUACUUUGAAAAUAUACAUAAAAGGGUGAGA
Molecule: messenger RNA, 1127 nt
Organism: Eurytemora carolleeae
Lineage: Eukaryota; Metazoa; Arthropoda; Copepoda; Calanoida; Temoridae
Product: transcriptional repressor CTCFL
Exons: 3
Coding region: 113-1051 (312 amino acids)
Biological process (GO): regulation of gene expression
Cellular component (GO): nucleus
Source: RefSeq, a predicted model, not a curated record